Molecule: messenger RNA, 683 nt
Organism: Paramecium primaurelia
Lineage: Eukaryota; Ciliophora; Oligohymenophorea; Peniculida; Parameciidae
Source: the annotation of a GenBank genome assembly
AUUUAUUUUGGAAUGUGGUAUAAAAAUUUUUCAAAACAAAGUUGGAAUCUUCGAGUUUGGAGGUACAUUUAAGGUUAUAUAAUUAUUAGAAAGGCUAACAUAUUAUUCAAUUAAGAUGAUAUUGGUAUGUUCAAAACAAAAGGAGUUUUGAGAUGGAAGGAUACCGUAUUUAGAAUGGCAAGAAGUGAAGCUUGUGUAAUUAAACAUAUUUAUAUGAAAUUUAGUUAAGAGGAUUCAACUUUUUUUUCUUUGCAGGUAUGAUUGGAUCAUUUAUUUGGGUUAAAUCAAAUUACUAUGAUCCAAAAUAUGUUGCACCAAAAAAAGUAGAAAGUGAAAAAGAAUUGGAAAGAUUAGAUGCUGAAGCUGAUAAAAUAUUAUUCAAAAAUAGAUUAGAAGCUUAUUCAAGACCACAUAGAAGUUUAGAAGAUUUGAUUGCAUUCUUAUCUGGGUAUUAUGGAUUAAUUAAACUUAUAGUUCAAAGACAUUUGAUUAAUUUGCUGAUUUUAUCAGUUAUGAAGAAGCAAUGAAUAAUAGUAUGGAUUAAUAAAAUGGUUUGGAUUCAUGGAUGGAUGAUUAAGAUUAAAGAAUGCUUAAAUAUUACCAAAGAAGUAUUGGACGUACACCAAAAUUUGAUUGAUUUUGCAAAACAAUCACAUAAGCAUAUAUAAAAAUAUCUAUAGAUA